GAAAAAAAAAUGUAAAUUUACCCAACACUGAAACUACGUUUUAAAUGUAAACAUGCUCAAUGUAAUUUUGAGAUUCAUAGUAAAAAGUUGUAUUUGAUGUAAACAGCCUUCUUGUAAAAUGAGAUUAAAUGUAAAUGAUAAAUCUUAUGUAAAUUGAGUUUUUGGUUCUCGAAAAUCGUAAAUUUGAAAAUGUGAAAAGCAUGUAAAUUUAUUUCAGAUGUAAAACUUUCGAAAUGUAAACUCAAUUAGCAUUUAAUUUCAAAUUAAAAGUUUGUGUUGCAACUGACAGUUCAAGUGGAAGACAAAAACAAACCAGUUUAAUGUAAGAUGUUCCGUGCGAGGUGAGCGCAAGUUUUUUGCUAUAAAUGGUGGAUUUCGUGAGAAAAACAAUCACAGCCGCUCAGGAUAAUCGAUAUUGCAAGUGCAUUCGACUGAAUGAUCUGCACCUUAUUAAUCGCUCUGGUAACAAGAGGAAAACGGAGAAAUCCAGUAGCUCUUCUAGUCCAAACCGGAGAGGCAAGCAAGAUCCGGACGGAACGCCGUUUUCUAGUAAAAACUUACCAAGGAAUGUUUACGUUGGUCGAUUCGUCAAGACGGGACAUUCCAUCAUCUUGCAGGUAAUUGCUCCGACACGGCGAUGUCACAGAAUGACCAACGGCUUGGCAGGGAGCACCUGUUGGAGUCAGACCCCUUCUGGACUCAGUGCGCGGAACUUGGAGGCGGAAAAGCAAAGGAGCCUUCUUUCCGUUUGUGGAUUGGUCUGAUACGGGUUUGCUCCAGCAAACGUUUUUCCAGACGUCAGCCAAGGAGAAUUUAGACGUUCGAACGUUCGCAGUAAAUUCGAGCGCAGGUUGCUCAAUUUGGUGAGGUAGCCCAUGUUUGAUUUAACACUUUUUCUUCGUUGUGAUCAAUUUUAGUUAUUAAAUACAAUUUUUCUUCUUAUCUAAUCAGAAAUUUAAAGAUUUUUUUCUAAAGUUCGACUCUCUUCGUUUGUCCGGUUCAUCAAAAGCGAAAAAAAUAUUUUGAUGGAAUCCUUUUGACAGAUCCACGGCCCAGCGGACAAAGCGAAAGUGUCGGAGUUUACACGGUCAUGUUGGCAUACCAAGGAUUUUGAUGAAUCUUAACUCCGACAAAAAGUGUACAAUUUUGGUUUUAUACAAAUGUGGGUAACAGGUUGGUUGAAAGUAAAGUUUGAUAUCAUUCAAUUUUUACUUUUAUUUUUGUUAAUAGGAAUUGCAAGUAUCACGUAGCAUCAACAAGACUCUUCUUUAAAGAAUUUCGUCACCAACACACAGACUUCCAUCUCCUCUGAAAGUCCUCGUCAUUUGUGAAUCGAGCUUUAUUUAAAAUCUAGCUAACAUUUCCAAAGGGUUCUAUCAGCAUAAAAAUCCCAUGAUGCAAAGGGCCCUUUGAAAAAGUUUUCUACACAAUGUGCACC
This is a messenger RNA of Culex pipiens pallens (northern house mosquito), 1438 nucleotides long. RefSeq lists its product as uncharacterized. The coding region runs from base 366 to 764 and encodes 132 amino acids. The record is from RefSeq and is a predicted model, not a curated record. The transcript is spliced from 3 exons. NCBI's taxonomy places the organism in Eukaryota, Metazoa, Arthropoda, Insecta, Diptera, Culicidae.